AUGAGUGACCUCCCUGCAAAGGAGAUCCUGGACAGAGACACCUUCCUGACCGAGUUUAGAACCGAUGCUUACCUUCAGGAUUUCUAUACCAAAGUGGAGGAUCCCGCGAUGCAGAUGGUCCUUACCUGUCUGCCAAAUAUCGUGGCACGACUGGGUAAUGUGAAACGAGUGCUAGAUUUCGGAGCCGGACCCACCAUACAUGUGGCUGCCUCUUUUCGAAAUCAAGCAGAUGAGAUCUACCUUGCUGACUAUCUUCCUCAAAAUCGUAAAGAGCUGUCACUAUGGUGUAAAGGGCGAUCAGAAUUUGACUGGUCUGUACCGUUGAAGAUGAUCCUGUCACAGGAAGGCAAUUCAUGGACUGACCUGGAUCAGAUGAUUGCUUUAACAAGACAAAAGAUAUGCGGAGUUUAUCAUUGUGACUGUUUUGCCAGCCCAUCCGUCGAUUUGCCAAAGCAGCUUCACGGGAAGUUUGAUGUGUUAGUCACGAUCUUUUGUGUGGAAUACUGUUGUAAAACGUAUGAAGAAUACAAAAUGGCCAUCAAAAACAUAGCGGAUCAGAUAAAUCCUGGAGGUUUUCUUGUAAUGGGCGGUAUACUUGAAGAGACAUGGUGUUCAUUCGGUGGACGAGUAUUCAGUUGCCUUUACAUUACCAAAGAGAUGAUGUUGAAUGCCCUAGAAGAAGCUGGACUUCGACGAGAAGAUGACCGUAAAUGUGUUAUGUUCGAAGUCAAUGACAUGUUCCUCAUUUGUGCCCGUAAACGCCAUCUCUGA
This is a messenger RNA of Haemonchus placei, 771 nucleotides long. The record is from the annotation of a GenBank genome assembly. Lineage: Eukaryota; Metazoa; Nematoda; Chromadorea; Rhabditida; Trichostrongylidae.